AAAAUUGAUUGAUUUGGAACUGACCCUUGUAAGCCUUGUUUGAAUUUUGCUCAAGAAGAUCUUUCGGUACCAGGUUGCAUUAAUCUUUACAAUAAUGGCAGCGAAUUCGAGUGUAUCGAAACAUUUAGAGUUUUUUUCACUGAUUGGACAACUAAAGAGAGUAAGAAGAACAGGAUGGGUGAGAAAACAUGUCACUGAUCCAGAAAGUGUUGCCGAUCACAUGUAUAGAAUGGCAGUCAUGGCAUUUCUAGUUAAACCUGAUUCAGGAUUAGAUAAAGAUAAGUGUAUAAAGCUGUGUUUAGUACAUGAUAUGGCUGAAUGUAUAGUAGGAGAUAUAACACCUUUUGAUGGCGUGGCUAAACAAGAUAAACAUAAACGAGAGGAGACAGCAGUAAAGUAUAUAUGUAGUUUAGUUGACAGUUCUGUAGGAUCAGAAAUCUACGACCUUUGGCAGGAAUAUGAAACUAUGUCUAGUAAAGAAGCCAUGUUUGUUAAAGAUUUAGAUAAAUUUGAUAUGAUUCAACAGGCGCAUGAAUACGAACAACUAGACGGCAAAAGUUUACAGGAAUUCUUCGACUCUACAGAAGGUCAGUUUAACACGGAUCAAGUUAAAUCUUGGGUGGAAGAUUUACAACAAGUUAGAAAUAAUCCAACCAAUAAAGACUCAGGAUAAUAUUUACUGCAGAUUUAUAUUUUAUUCAUUCCACGUCUGCUGUCAAACCCACUGAUAUAAAAUGGAGACUGUCAGGUGCCAACAUAUAUGGUCACAAAUUAUUUAUGGGAGGGAGAUGGUAAUGGGUUUUUUGUUUGUUUUUGUUUUGUUUCAUUGGUAUUAGUGUUGGGUAUUGCGACUCCAAUCAUGAUACCAUAUGUAUUGCGAUUCAGGUACUACAAUACGAUUCGUAUGACAAUUCAUAACCAGAUCAAUAUUAAUUACAAAGAAAACAACAGGACUGCAGGAAUUUUUAUUCCUGCCGAUAUCGAAGAAAUAAAACUGUUUUAUAUCACAAUAUUGAUAUGGAUCAAAAAAAGGACCCAAACAAUUUAAAAUAAUUGUUUACCUAUGGAUAAUGUUUGACUUGGAUAAUUCAAUCUGAUUAAAACACAGAUCCAAUUGCGUUUCGUUUUUAUAAUUCAAAAUUUCGUUUUACUUGUCUUUACUACACUUGGAUCUGGAAGCGUUGUUAUCAUUGACGUGUUCUGCUUGAAAUGAGGGGUCAGCCAAUCAAAUGGUCUGUCGAAUCAAGCGUUUGACCUUUUUUGCGCGGAACUGUGGGUAGACAUUAGCGGCAACAGAAAUCAAAACAAAGCAAAAGUAGAUAAAAAUACAUGUCGGUCGCUAAUUGGUUAAUCGAAUGACUGAAGUAAUCUGGUCAAAUGUCGCUUGCUUGGUACCUGAUGUCAUAGAAUGUGAACUCCCACUAUAACUUGUUAGAUCUACAUGUAGUGUAGGCCAUCGAAAGUAUAAAAAACGAAACGAAAUAUAGAUCUAUAUUUUAAUUAGAUUGUGGAUAAUUAAGAGUGACAGACUAGAUACUGAAGUGACAAAAAAAAAACAUAAAAAAAUAAUCGUAAAAAAUUGUGCGUCGUGACACAGUGAAUCGCGAUAUAUCGAUUCAACGAUAUAUCGUGCAACUUUUAGUUGGUUUGCCACAAAAUCCAGUGACAAUGCCAGGAUUUUCCAGUAGGGGGUGGGAGGAAUAAUGAUUUCGGUUAUACCUGACAAAAUGUCACCCAUUUUUUAACUAGUACCAGACAUUUUGAACUUUGUGUCAGACAAGAGGGAUUCUAUGUGGCAGACAAGAGGGAGUCUUCCCGACUUUGUGCCAGACCCUAUACAUCAAAUUAUAAAUUUUCAAGUCUGGACGUCUGUCCGUUCCCGUUUUGUUCGUGGAUCCUGUAGAGGUCACAAUUUUUAUCCGAUUUUGAUGAAACUUAAAAUAUAUGUUUACAUCCCAAAGUUCUUGGUUCGUUUCAAUAUCUGACAGUAACUUCCUGGAUUAUACCCCCUGAUUGUACAAAAAAAUCACGUUUUUACCUUGUGGAUCCACUAGAGGUCACAAUUUUUACCCGAUUUUGAUGAAACUUAAAAUAUAUAUUUAUAUUCCAAAGACCUUGGUUCCUUUUGAUAUUGCCGCAUGUCGGACCGUAACAUACUGGAUUAUGGCCCCUGAUUGUCCAUCUCUUGCAAAAUGUGGGUGUAUCUUACAUGGCAACUGCUUGUUGUAUUUAUUUUGGUGCAUUUCAGAUUUCUAGAUAGAAAUUGUAAAUUAAUACAUUAAAUAUUUCCUGUUGGAGAUGAAAAAACUGAUUUAUUUCAUUACAUUUAAGGAUACAUUAUGGGAGAUUAGAUAAAGAGCUGUUAGUUCUCACUAUAAUAGUUAAAAACUAGAUAAUGUAAAGACAAUUAAUCCACAAUGAACCAAGUAUUUAGCAAUUGAAUUUUGGUCUUAGCCUCGAUUAUCAUUACUAAAGUCAUGAUAAAAAAAACAACAUAGUCUCGAUUAUCCAAUUUUUGAUUUAAUCAGAAGCAGCAGACCAGGUUCUAAUCCAGUAAAUGUCGCAGGCUAGCGAUGCCAUCGAGAGUUGAUUAUGGUCUGGAUAAGUUAAUUAAUGUCUAAUUAAUAAUUUAGAUAACAUUUCAGGCCUAAUGAAAGACCUACAAUUGGCAGGUUUAGCUGUUGCAUAACCGACAUUGUUUAACCGACAUUGAAUACAGAAAACCGAACACUUAUUCAAAUGCUAAUGUUCUGUUUUUGUGAGCACUUGUAUUAAAAACUGCAGAGGGAUUUUAAAACCCUUGCAAAGUACAUUAUUGUGAAAGAUAAUCUCCCAACUUAGAGGUCAUUUAAAUAAUUGUACCCAACACUCAUAUGUCUGCAAAAAAUGCCAAAUGUUCCAAAAUUUUGAAUUUACCACAUCAUUUUAAAGUAGCUAAGUCUCUAAUUCAAUAUCAUCCAGAAUCUUCAACAGUGAAAACACAAAUAAUUUGUCAAUUCAAAUCAACAUUGAUGUUGUGAUCUUAGCGGGAAAAGGUGGGCUUCUGAUAUCCAAUAUUUAAGACAAAAUAAACAUUUUACCAUUGGUACAUGAAUCAAGUACCAUAAUGUGUUUCAGCGUCAUUUGUAACAAGUGACCAGAAAGAACGAGGCUAGACAUACAGUAUUCCACAACUCCUGUCAAACGGUGACGCCAUAUCUUAUCCAGAGAGCAUUUGCAAUAAACUGGAUUAACCAGAUGCUAGAAAAUGCCAUUCGGUCGAGACUCAUGCCAUAUUUCGCUGGACAUAACAGAAACAAUUGAAUGUAAAUCAGUUUAUAUACAAUCAGAUUACAUUAUUAUAUGCAUUGCGACCCAUUAGGGCCAAUUUCUAGGUCCCAAAUAUUAGCGAUUUAGCUCCUUUAAAUACUGAAUUUAUUUAUUUUUGUACUGACACUAAAUACACACAAGUAAAUGUGCCUCACUAGGUUUACAGAUCUCAUCUGGUCAGACCCAGAGACAUAUAAAGAGAGUCUAGCUAAAUGUGGCCAUCGUCGCCAUUUUGUUAGGUAAUUUUUAAGUUUUAUAGAUUAACAGAACAGAAAAAAAAAUAAAAUAAUGAAUGUUAUAGAGCAGUGGUUCUCAAUCUUUUUUGCCAACGGCACACCUUGGAACACAUGACAAAAUAGCGGCACACCUGGCCUAAAUAUAUAUGAAAAAUAUUUAAAUAUUACAAAAUAAAAACAUGGAAGUCAUAGACGGCAUACAACCGUAGACACAGACUAUAUAGAAUGACUCAAAUUAAAUAAAGAAAAACACAGCUAUGAACUUACUUUAUUGCAGUGUUUCGAAUUUCAUCAGUCAAAUAGCUGGCUUCUUUAGUGAGAAAUUUUCUUAAGUGUGCCGUUCAAAAUUUCGCGGCACACUGGUUGAGAAUCACUGAUAUAGAGGGUCAGAGACAAUCUCCCAAGCCGAGUUGUCUUCCCCUGCAGUUGACACUGAUGCUGGGUAGUGACGUGUGUGGAAAAUUGGUCAGAGGUAGAAAUGGUGUAAGAAUCUGCAUAGCUCCAAGAUCAGACCAAAAAGCCAUUUUGUUAGCCAACCACAAUUGAGACAUUAGUAGGCCUGCUUCAAUCCAAUUGAAAACUUCAUUUUCAUAUGGCUCUAGUCAGACCCAGGGAGAGAAAGAGAAAUUGGUUUUAACUCCACUGGGUAAAAACUAGGGCAUUUCGGGACUAACAUAAGGUUCAGUUUUGUUUCAAUAAUUCGCUUGCGCGUAGGGGUCUUUAGCAUUGGGAAGAAACCAAAAGACCCGUAGAAAACCAACGAGGUGGGACAGGCAACCCUACUCGUCACGUAUAACCAGGGAAUCGAAUCCAGAACAGUUGACUCAACGCACACGUUCUAACCACGUACUAACCAUUCGGCCAUCCAACACCACAAUUUUAAUUUUUAUGGAAACGCUGUGCUUAUAUAAUAAAACUAGUGAUUGUUUCCCAUAAAAAUUGUGUUUUUUUCAAUUGCCACUUUGAGACAAAGUUAACUAUUAUUGAUAAACAACAGCUAAAAUCAAUGUUUUCCUCUUUUUUUUUAUUAUCUUUUUAUAUUACACAAUAUAUCACAGUGGUAUAAUUCACUUCAUCUUUUUAUUAUUAACAAUUCUAUCAGUCAUAAAUUAUUUAGCUUUGUGUGUCUUAAACUCUGCAUACCAUAAACUGUUUAGCUUUUGUGUUUUAUACCUUCAAACCAUAACAAGCGAGGAUCUGGGGUUCUGUCAGGGUGGAUAAGAUAACAAA
Molecule: messenger RNA, 4775 nt
Organism: Patella vulgata (common limpet)
Lineage: Eukaryota; Metazoa; Mollusca; Gastropoda; Patellidae
Product: 5'-deoxynucleotidase HDDC2
Exons: 6
Coding region: 95-673 (192 amino acids)
Cellular component (GO): cytoplasm
Molecular function (GO): 5'-deoxynucleotidase activity
Source: RefSeq, a predicted model, not a curated record